Tachysurus fulvidraco (yellow catfish) is the source of this 1145-nucleotide messenger RNA. Its product is annotated as androgen-dependent TFPI-regulating protein-like. The record is from RefSeq and is a predicted model, not a curated record. Lineage: Eukaryota; Metazoa; Chordata; Actinopteri; Siluriformes; Bagridae. Gene Ontology annotation, cellular component: membrane; endomembrane system. The transcript has 6 exons. The coding region runs from base 35 to 757 and encodes 240 amino acids.
GACGUAAUGCGGAACUUUGCGUUCAGAAUGAAACAUGGCUUCUGCUUUAAGGUCCGGUGUGAACUCUAAGUUAUGUUUCUUUGCACAUGUGGUGAUUUUUGCCUGGUACAUGUUUACUCUGUCUGCUAACACCUCUGUGGAGAGAUCAGGGAGACAUCCGGGAGCGCUCACUUACGGAGGACGGUGGAAAUAUUUAACCUUCAUCAACCUGGUGAUACAGACAGUGUUUUUUGGACUCUGUUUUGUAACUGAUGUACUCCACAUGGUCCUGCUGAGGGAAAGCAGCCUGUCCUCCUUCCUCGUCACAGUGCAGGAUUUCUUCUUCACCGUUCUGGCUUUCCCGCUCGGAGCCUUUGUCUUCUCUUCAUUCUGGUCCAUUUACUCCUACGACCGAGAGCUGGUCUUCCCCAAGGCGUUAGACGAAGUCAUUCCUACGUGGCUCAAUCACGCUCUGCACACUGUAAUCCUGCCGCUGCUCCUGGUGCAGAUGUGUCUUCAACGCCACAAACACCCGAGUCGAUGCAAAGGAAUCGUGACCCUGGCGUUCUUCGUGUCUCUCUACUUGGCCUGGGUGUUAUGGGUGCGUCAAGCAUCAGGGAUCUGGGUUUACCCCAUCAUGGCUCACCUCAGUCCUGCAGGCCUGGUGGUGUUCCUCAGCAUGGCGUCUCUCUGCAUGGCUCCUAUUUACCUGCUGGGAGAGAAACUCACCUGUGUGAUCUGGGGCCCUACAGAAAAUCAGAAAAAGAAGAAGAAAUGAAGACCCAAAGAAAUGUGAAUGGAACAUCUACAGACCACAGAAGGCCGAACCAGAUCCUUCACCAGCACCGAGAACGUUCAGCCGUUUCCGCAGAAGGGAUUUACAUUAAAUAGUAAAACUGUGUCCAAAACAUUCACACAGACGAUUCAUUAAGUGUAUUGUGUUUAUAGUGUUUAUGUCAAAGAAAAGGAUCAUUUGCACAUUUAUAUAAUUUUCAAAGCUGCUUUCACUAAACGUCUUUUUUCCUGAAUUCUGAUAUAAAAAAAUGUGUGCUGAAGGUUAAAGGUGCGGUCUCCGUAGUCUGAAAGCCAAUGUUGACAUAUAAAAUCACCAAAACAGACACGCCCCUAACCCAAACGGGUCCCACCCCUGUAUCGAUAGCUCCGCC